AUGCCCGUGUUGAGAAGAUACCGGGUUUUCGUGGUCGGCGCCGUCAUCCUGCUCAUCCUCCUCUUUCGCGUGGCCGAAAACUCACAAUGGGAGCUAGAGGCUGCCAAUGCGGCCGUGUACGACAGUGCGCACAAGGGGACCAAGAAUUCGAGGCCGACAUAUGAAAAGCCAGUGGCACCGGCCAAGGCUCAUGACGAUCAGGGUCCGGAUGCUGCGCCGCGCCGGCAAAAGAUCGACAUCCCACAGCUCAAGGGCGACCCGACCAGGUCUAAGAUCCCUGCUGCCACGCGCCAGGCCGCUGGCGGCGCCGAUAUUCCAAAAGACACACACGAACCUUCCACCACUCCCAAACCUGUCGGCAUCAACAUGCCCGACAGGGAUCCAGACCAGCGACCCCUCGCCCACGACAGGUUCCCGCCGGCAAAUAAGCAAGGCAGCAGCUCAGCCACUGCCACGACAAGCAAAUUGCACUGGGUGAAGAAGGCGCAGGAGGACUAUCCCAUCCCCGAGGACCAGAUCAUUCCACUGCCCACUGGCAAGCCCAAGGCGAUUCCCACGAUCCAGCACAGGUUCGGCAAAGAAACAGCCGCCGCCAAGAAGAAGCGCGAGGCUCGCUUGGCUCAAAUCAAGAAGGAGACCAAGCGUGCCUGGAAUAGCUAUAAAAAAUACGCUUGGGGCCAUGAUGAGGUUGAGCCGAUCUCGCUCGAGCCCCGCGACCCCUUCUGUGGCUGGGCCGCUACCCUGGUUGACAGCCUGGAUACGCUGUGGAUAAUGGGCCUGAAGGAUGAGUUCGAAGACGCAUACAAGGCGUUGGACGACAUUGACUUUACCACUACGGAACGCUCCGAAAUUCCCGUGUUUGAGACCAUUAUUCGCUACAUGGGAGGCCUGCUGGCGGCCUACGACAUAAGCGGCGGCAAGGAAGGCAAACACCCCAAGCUACUCACCAAGGUUGAGGAGCUAGCCGAGGUCCUGAUGAGCAUUUUCGACACGCCAAACAGGAUGCCGAUUCUGUACUAUCGGUGGCAACCCCAGUACGCCGACCAGCGGCUGCGGGCCUCGAACAUGGUCAGCGUCGCUGAGCUCGGCUCCAUGUCGAUGGAAUUUACUCGCCUGGCCCAGUUGACCGGCAACAACCGCUACUACGACGCCAUUGCGCGCAUCACGGACGCAUUUGACGAGUGGCAGAAGCGUGGCACCGCCCUGGACGGCAUAUUCCCCCAGCAGAUUGAUGCCUCGGGAUGUAACCGCACUGUGGAACCCGUCACGUCUAGCGCUGAGGAGUCCGAGCUGGGCACUCCGGCUAUAGGACCACCUGAGGCACCCAGGGGAAAUGCACUGGUGGAGGAAAAUGAACUGCGCAAGCUACGCGCGCGGGCGGUCACCAAGGGUCGUUCCGGUACGGCUUCUAGUGCUGCCGAUUCGGCCACUUCUGACAAUGGCAAGGAUACAGAAAUCCCUAGUAUUCCCAAGCCGAGGGCGAAUACCUAUAAUCGGGAUUCCACUGACAACGGAUUUCGGGGCACUCCGCCUCCAGAUGGUUGUCGUCCGCAGGGCUUGGUCGAAAGCUCGUCUGGUUGGGGAUCGUACAGCAUGGGAGGCAGUCAAGACUCGGCUUACGAGUACUUCCCCAAGCAGUAUAUCCUCCUCGGCGGAUUGGUGGAGCAGUACAAGAAACUGCACGAGAACGCCGUCGCCGCCAUCAAGAAGCACCUUCUCUACCGCCCAAUGACCAAACAGGAGGACCGGUCUCUGCUGUUCUCUGCGGCCGUUAAUGCCCGAGGAUACGGAAAGGACAUGUCGCUCACGUACCAGUACGAGGUGACGCAUUUGACAUGCUUCUUGGGCGGCAUGUUCGCGAUGGGCGGCAAAAUCUUCCAGUCAGAGGAGGACGUAGCCAUUGGGGCGCAGCUCGCCGACGGCUGCGUCUGGGCGUACGAGUCGACUGCUUCAGGCAUCAUGCCCGAGAACUCACAUGUCGUGCCGUGCCAGAGCGUCGAGAAGUGUCCCUGGAACGAGACGUUAUGGUACGAGCACCUGGACCCGAACUCUGAUUGGCGCAACGACCAGGUCGCAGAUUACAAGGUCAAGAAGAAGGAAUGGGACCAGAUGGUCGCCGAUACUGAGAAGAAGAUCAAGAACAAAGCCGACGCCGACUGGGAGGCCAAGAAGGCCCGUGUUGCCGGGAAGCCAUUGUCUACUCCGGGCUCAAAGACCGGCAAGUCAGACGUGGGCGGUGGAUCCAAAAUGCCGUCGCCGGGAUUCAGCGUUCUUGACGGGGCUGGACCUGGUGUCAAGCCCGGUGCGAAGAGAUCUCUUGAUGAUACCGAGCGGGUCGCCUCAGCCAAACGUUCGAUCACGUACGACACCGAGUCAAAAGGUAGCGCCAAAGAUGGCGAAAUGGAAGCACACAAGAGAAAGCGCUCGGUUGAUGAUACGGAAACGGGCAGCUGGAGUGCCAACAAGGCAAACGCGCGUAGGUAUGGCAGGGCACACGAGCCGAAUCCAGCGAUGGCCGGCGCCGAGGAUGCGAUUGGCGGCUUGAGGGGCAGCAUCAGUCUGUCCGAGGCCUUGUCGCCCGACUCGCCGACCUACAACCCACUCUGGGACCUGCCCCCGGAGCCAUCCAAGCCGCAGAGCCACAAGGAGUUUGUGGAGGAGAAGAUUGAGGGGGGGAGGAUACCGCCUGGAUUUGUUGACAUUAUAGACAACCGGUAUAUUCUUCGGUAA
Molecule: messenger RNA, 2730 nt
Organism: Pyricularia pennisetigena
Lineage: Eukaryota; Fungi; Ascomycota; Sordariomycetes; Magnaporthales; Pyriculariaceae
Exons: 1
Coding region: 1-2730 (909 amino acids)
Biological process (GO): N-glycan processing; carbohydrate metabolic process
Cellular component (GO): endoplasmic reticulum; Golgi membrane
Molecular function (GO): mannosyl-oligosaccharide 1,2-alpha-mannosidase activity; calcium ion binding
Source: RefSeq, a predicted model, not a curated record